AUGGCACCGCGCCUGGCCCUCUGGCUGGUCGCCUGUUUGGGCGUCUGUGCUGGCAGGCUUGCGGCCGUUGGGGCCGCUCCUGCCCCUCACGCGACCCAGGAGCCGGAGAUUGUGACCUUGCCGCAGAGCAUCACCCUCUAUUAUCAUCAGCUUGCCAGCUCAUGGGCCCCACGGCCGGAUACCAUCCUCGGCAAUGCCCCGGUGUUCCAUGGGAGCGAAGGAACAUCGCUUGCUCGCGUGGAUCCGGCGAACGCCUCAGUGAUGGUGGUUCACCAGCGGGAGAUGGAUCUCUCCGACCAUUCUGACCAUCGGUUGGGUGGAAGUUUCGGCCUGGUGACCCCCCUGCGGUUCGGGCCGGUUGCCACUUUCAAUCCGCUGACCACCCGGCCGGUGGUUUCGCCCAGUCGCGAUGGCCCGAUGUUGCUCUUUUUCAUGGAGAACUCCAUUCAAGCCUUGAUCGAAGGCACCUGGCAGGGCCAUAGCUUGAGCCCCUCGCAGUCCAUCUUGGCAUGGCAUUCCUUGGGCUCGAAGUUCCUGCAGGUGUUGCUGUUCGACUCGUCCAGCGACCAUCUCCUGGUUCUGGCCCUCUCGCAUGGACAGUCACCUGCUGUCUUGCCGGCGAUGGGCCUUUCGCCCGGGGUCGCCAGGGAGCGUCUGCAUGCGGUUUCCGGUGUUGGCCCAUCGUUUGUCUUUUGGUUUGACGAUAUCUUCGGUGUGGUGGCCCUCCCAUGGGGAGGCGCGGUGAUUUUGGGAAGCAGCGACACCCCCCCGGGGGGGACUAUCGUGGAUCUUGCCGCCUCGACCAUCCUGAACUCCGACCAAGGCGACAUUGCCCUCCUGCAUCAGGACCGGGUGUCAGUCUGCUUGAAUCACACACCCCUUGCCGAGUGUGAGACGUGGUUCCAUGUGGCCCGUCCCCCGGGGCUGAUGCCUGGCUCGGCGGCUCGCUUGUACCUGCCUGCUCCGGGGUCCCUGCAUGAGCCCGUCAAAUCGAUCCUCUUCCAGGACACCGGUACCGGGCAGCUGUGGUGGCUGCACUUUGAUACCCUCCGGCGAUCGCCCUCCAGCUGGCAGCGGCUUCUCCUUCCAAAUGGCCUCGCCCUGUCGGAAAUAGUGGCCUUGCGCCCGGUACGCCUGGCCAUCCGGCCUGGCUUCUCGACCUGGGGUGUUGGCAAUGCGGUCGAUGCGUUUGUCGCCUCCGGCGACUUCCUGUGUAUCGAGGAUUCCAGUAUCCUGUGCGGCCGGCCGAGCGAGCCUCGGGGCUAUGCAUGUGCCCCUGGCUGGGCUCCUUCGCAUGGGCUCUUCCCCGGGCAGCUGUGCGGUGCUUGUCUCUCGGGCCACCGUCGAAUCGGCCAGUAUGGCGCCCCGGCCUCGUGCAGCCCCUGUGCCGGCCCGCAUUGUCGCCAGUGUCUCGACCACCAAGGCUGUGUUCUAUGUGAGGAGGGUUUUGUGCUUUUCCUCGACCCCAGCACCAGGGUGAGCACCUGUUUGGAUUCCUGCCCGGCGGGCUAUUCCUCCAUGGCCUCGGGCGGUUGGCGCUGCCUCCCGACCGAUCGAGCCAUUCCUCCCCCGGGCAUCCGGCCGCAGACCAUUGUCUUGUCGGACUUCCCCGCUUCCCCGGUGGAAUUCUUUGUCCCGAGUUUGCUUUGCUCUGUCAACGGUGUGAUGCACUUGCUGCCGGAAAACCGCAGCCCCUCGCUGCUGGAGCAAAAUCUCCUCGCCUUCCGGUCGACCAGCCAAAGUGCCCCCCUGUGGAUUCGGGUUGCCCAUGACGGGAGCCUCACAUCCUCGACCAUGGAUGGGUGGCCCUUUUCCCAGGCGGGACCCGGGACAUCCCCUCCGGCGGCGCAGUCCUAUGUGGAGGUGGUCCUGGCAUCCCAGGGCUCGGGGCCGCGGAUUCUCAGUGUCUUGUGCGACCGGACCGGCAACCUGCGCGUGGCCCGGAUGGAAUGCCGCCAUCGGCCCCCGACCGAGGAUGAUCCUUGCGAAGUGGCAUACUUCUGGGAAUUCGACAGGCAAGUGGGCUGCCUCUCGGUGGGCCUGCUCGGGAAGGAUAUCGUGUCGAUUGUGAUGACGUCCGAUGUGAAACCCACCCACAUCAUGCCGGUCAGUUCGACUGGCUCGGCCCUCGACCUCUGGCCAUUGUCCGGGAUGCAUGGGCAUCCAGUCGAGUUUCCGGUCGGGUGGUUUCCGAGAGACUCGCCCCUCGGCGACUGGGCCUUUGCCAUGCCGAAGCCCGGGACCCAGGCGCGCGUGCUGCCGGCGGCCAUGCUCCGGAAGAUGGACAGUCGUGUGGCCGGAUUCCCCGGGGCCACCUUGCAUCCUCCUCCCUCGGGCUACGAGCCCAUACUCCUGGCGACCGGCCUUCGACGGUCGGACGGAUUGGGGGAAUUUUUCCUGGCGGGUCUGGCCCAAUCCGGCGACGGCCCCAUGCUUUGGGAGGUGUGGCACUUCCCGGCUCCCGGGCGCGACACCGGGCUCAUUGUGAGCAUGCCUCACCGGCGCGAGAUCCUCGGGCAGCUGCCCAGUGGCUUUUCCCAGCCCGGCGACAAUCCCCAAGGGCGCUUCUUCUCGCUGGCCCUGGCCCCGGAGUCGGAAUACCCGGCUGCCAUGUUGCUUGUCACUCGACGCAUGGUUGGCUGGGCCCGUCUCUACUGCCCGAUGGGGCCCGGCGAGCGGGUCCAUUGUUGGCUCGAGCCGGCCUCCUUCGCGAUGUUGGAUCGGGACAUCAACGCCCUGCCCAUGGUGAAUGUGCUCCCGCUGCCGGCCGGGGUGGCGGAAGCCCAGCUGGGGCCGUCGCCCUCCCGGGCGGUCUUCAUGGCCGAUGGCUCGGCGAAUAUUCGCGUCUUGCUGCUGGACGAUGGGGCCCCAUGUGUCGCUGGCACUGAGGGUCCCCUGUGCCAGCCCUGUGAUUCGCUGUGCCUUGCAUGCUCGGCCUCGGGCCCGGAGGCGUGCACGGCUUGUCGCCUGUCGCCUUUCGAUCGGCCCGGCGUGUGUGUGGAUGCCUGUCCCGAGGGCCUCAUCGAGUCGGGCAACGUGUGUGUCUGCGCCGGCGGGUGCGUGGAUUGCGCGUCGCUUGGACACCCGCACGAGGAAUAUCACUGCCGGGCAUGCCCGCCGCGGAUGGCGCCCCUUGGGGGCACUUGUCAACCGUGCCAUUCCUCAUGCACGAUAUGCACGGCCCCCGGCAAUCCGAGCGCGUGUGUUUUCUGCUCGGUCGGGAGUUUCGGCACGCUCGAUGGUCGGUGUCUGGCGAGCUGCCCGGAAGGCACCUGGGCCGAUAUACCCAAUGCCGCGUGCUGGCCAUGUCCCACCGGCUGCACACAGUGUGUCUCGGGAAGCCAGUGCACCGUGUGCUCCGAUCGGCGCUUCCUUGCUCCUGGAGGCCAGUGCGAGCGCUGUGAAGACUCAUGCGCCUCGUGUGAGAAUGCGGCCAGCUGCACCGACUGCCAGCCGGGAUUGGUCUUCCUCGAUACCAAUCCCAUGGUGGCCUCCCUUUGUGGGAGCACCUGCGCACCGGGCGAGUAUGUCGGCACGGAGCGAUGCAUGGCCUGCGGGCCGACGUGUGCCCUGUGCGCCGGGGCCGGCGAUGCGUGUGCGGUGUGCGCGGCCGGACACCGGUGGUCGGGUGCCCCGCCGGCCGCCGGCGCCACCGGCGCCUGCGUGCCCUGUCCGGAUGGGUGCGAUUCGUGCACGGCCUCCCGGUGCCUGGCCUGUGAGCAGGGGCUCUUCCUGGACCGGCAUGAGGGUUGCGUCCAAGCAUGCCCCCUGGGCACCUACAACGACGGCCCCACAGGGACCUGCCAGCCGUGCGACGUGUCGUGUGCGGCCUGCGCCGGGGGCCUGGCCGGCGAGUGCACGGGCUGCGCCGCCGGGCUGGAGCUCGUUGCCACCGAGCCGGGGCUGGGCACCUGCCCCCCGGGACAGUAUGCGGCCGAUGCCGAGCUCGGGGGCCAGGUGUGCCGGGCGUGCGACGGCACAUGCCUCGAGUGCUCCGGGCCCGGCCCGGCCAAGUGCUCGGCGUGCCCGCCGGGGCUGAUGCUCCAUGAGGGCCGGUGCGUGGGGUCUUGCCCGGUGGGCAUGUUCGAAUGCCUGCUGGCCGGGCGGUGCGAGGCCUGCCCGGCCGGGUGCACGGCAUGCACCGUGGCCGAGGAGAGCCCGGUGGGAUGCGCGGCCGCCUGCUCGGCCUGCCAGGGGGGCCUCUUCCUGUCCUUUGCCACGGGCGAGUGCCUGCCUGGCUGUCCACCCGGGGAAUAUGCCUUGGCCGGGGCAUUCUCUUGCGCCCGGUGCCAUGCCAGCUGUCGGAGCUGCUUCGAGAGGGAGCAAUUCUGCACGAGCUGCCCCUCGGACGAGGCGUGGCUCGACUACGAGGCCGGCGUGUGUCUGAGUGCGUGUCCGGAAAGGCCCGUGGCGGAGGUGGAAUUCCCGAAUGCGCUGCCGCCGGCCCCGAAGCGCGCAUGCCUGCCCUGUCCGGAUGGAUGCGAUCGCUGCCGGCCCCGGUCGCCUGUGCCGGAGUGUGUGUUCGAUGCGACCGGCGGCCUCGGCUGUCCGGCGAUGGCAUCGUGCGACCUCUGUGCCACGGGGCUGCUGCUUCUGCAGGGCUCGGCAUGUGUGAGCGUGUGUCCGGAGGGCUUUUUCGCCGACGUCGCCGAGGUCCCGCCGACUUGCUCGCCGUGUCACAGGAAGUGCUCCAGUUGCGUGGGCCCCGAGGCGGAAGACUGCACGGACCGGUCCCCGGGAUCCCGUCGUCUCGCUCUCGGCUUGGGCAUCGGCCUCGGUGUGUUGCUUGUCCUGCUGCUGCUUUUGGUGGUGCUCUUCCUCCUGUGGCGCGUUCGCCAGCAACGCAGCGCCCUCAACAAGCCCCCUGCUGGGGAUGAUGAAAAUGCCACGGUACUCAAUACGAUGGUGGAGUUGUCGCUGCCCGGGAGCAUUCUGGUGGACAUUGGCCAGAAUUUUGCGCCCCUGGCCGGGGAUGGCCUCGGCGCCGGGACCCAAGCGCGUGUGUUUGCCGCGCGCGCUGUCGGUGCCGGGACCUCCGACCGGCUGGGCUGUCCGGCGGUGGUUGCCAUCAAGCAGCUGAAAACCGACCGACUGACGGCGUCGCAGGGGCUGCUCUUCCAGAAUGAGGUGGCGCUGAUGUGGCUGCUCCGGGACCAUGGGAACAUCGUCCGGCUGUAUGGCUACAGCGAGACCCCGCCGGCCAUCAUCAUGGAUCGCUUCGACACGGAUCUCGGGCUGCUGCUUCACUCGGAGGCGGUCAUCGAGGAUGCCGUCCUCCUGGAUAUCAUUCAACAAUGGGCCACCGGCCUGGAGGCGAUGCAUACGCAGGGCGUGGCCCAUCGAGAUCUGAAGCCGGGCAAUGUGCUUGUCAGCCAGCGCCCCGGCGGCCGGUGGCAUGCGGCCCUCGGCGAUCUGGGCGCCAGUCGGAAUCUCAAUACCGACCGGUCCUCGGCCCUGGUCACCGAUGCCCCUGCGCUGAAUGCCCUCACGGCUCGGUACGCGGCGCCGGAGGUUUUGACCGCCGUCCAGCGGCGCCGAGGCCUGGAAAUGGAGCUCCUCCUGCCGGCGGACAUCUUCAGCGCGGCCAUCAUGCUUUGGGAGUGCCUCACUCGGACAACUCCCUGGGCCGGGAAAACCUUUGAAGAGAUCACCGCCGAUGUGUUGUUCGGGCACCGGCCGGACCUGGGCGCCCUCCGGACCGAAUCGAACACCCCGCAGGUGGAUCUCCUCCAGAUGGCCUGGGAUGCCAAUCCCCAUGUGCGGCCGGUGGCCGCCUCCUUCCGGCAAAAGUGCGCCAUGCAGGCGGCCCUUCAUCGCUGA
Messenger RNA from Fonticula alba, 5820 nucleotides. Its product is annotated as TKL protein kinase. The record is from RefSeq and is a predicted model, not a curated record. The transcript has 8 exons. The coding region runs from base 1 to 5820 and encodes 1939 amino acids. Gene Ontology annotation, cellular component: cytoplasm. NCBI's taxonomy places the organism in Eukaryota, Rotosphaerida, Fonticulaceae. Gene Ontology annotation, biological process: protein phosphorylation; signal transduction. Gene Ontology annotation, molecular function: ATP binding; protein kinase activity.